UGUUUAUCUGAAUAGAUUGGUAAUAGAUAACAUAACGAAUGAUCUGAUAAACAUUUUUGCUGCCUUGCUAUAAGUACCAAGAUGAUGGUAUUGAUCACUCUUGGCAAACUUCUUCUCAAGAUCUAAAUCCCAUCGUUGCGCAAAGUUUUACUCUUAUUAAAGAAUUAUGCAUCUCAGACGAUUGAAAAGAGAUGACUUGCCCGCUCUGGCUGAUCUCGGAACUGAAGCAUUCCGUGAUGACGAUUUACAAACAAUACUAUUUCCUCCCGAAGCUGUUGCAAAUGGCUCCCUCCGUCGAAGUAUCAAUUUACGCAUUAGAAAACGUCUUGUUGAAGCCGGCACACAUUGUUAUGUCUCGAUGAGCGAUGAAAAUGAUGAGUUUUGGUCUGGACAAUCUGAGUUGCUUGGAUACGCUUUUUGGACAAGAGUGGGAAAGAGCGAAGCAGCGAAGAAGUGGCAAACUGAUACUUUAUUUUCGAAAUUGGAAAGAACAUUGAUAGGAGCGGAAAUGUGGUAUUCUGAAUACUUCCUUGAUCGCGACCGGCCUUGGGAUAAGAUCCAUUACAUGAGGAAUCUAUCGGUUGAUCAUUUUGGCUCGAUUCCAGAGUAUUUGGAGUUAGCUGCAUUAGCAGUACAUCCUAAAUGUCAUCGUCGUGGUGUUGGUGGAAUGAUGCUCAAAUAUGGAAUUGAUUUGGCUCAAAAAGAACAAGUUCCCCUUGUACUAGAAGCCUCUCGUGCUGGAACUCUGCUAUAUACGAAAAAUGGUUUCAGAGAAACUGGAAGAACUGAAAUGUUUCCUGAAGUGACAGUGGUUGCUAUGCAAUUGGACCCAAAAGUUUGAUUAUGUAUGAGCUAGGGAUUGAAAUGGAUUUAGAUGUUUUACUGGUGACAACAUAGGUCAUGGAAGACCUCUUGGCUAGCAAUUUAUUAUUCUUGCUAU
Molecule: messenger RNA, 940 nt
Organism: Botrytis sinoallii
Lineage: Eukaryota; Fungi; Ascomycota; Leotiomycetes; Helotiales; Sclerotiniaceae
Exons: 2
Coding region: 167-841 (224 amino acids)
Molecular function (GO): acyltransferase activity, transferring groups other than amino-acyl groups
Source: RefSeq, a predicted model, not a curated record